Lachnellula hyalina is the source of this 2103-nucleotide messenger RNA. RefSeq names its product Double-strand break repair protein (gene mus-23). Gene Ontology annotation, molecular function: DNA endonuclease activity; 3'-5'-DNA exonuclease activity; manganese ion binding. The coding region runs from base 1 to 2103 and encodes 700 amino acids. Gene Ontology annotation, cellular component: Mre11 complex; nucleus. Gene Ontology annotation, biological process: meiotic DNA double-strand break formation; mitotic G2 DNA damage checkpoint signaling; mitochondrial double-strand break repair via homologous recombination. The transcript is spliced from 4 exons. The record is from RefSeq and is a predicted model, not a curated record. NCBI's taxonomy places the organism in Eukaryota, Fungi, Ascomycota, Leotiomycetes, Helotiales, Lachnaceae.
AUGCCACCACUACGUGACGCUGAUACGAUUCGUAUCCUGAUUGCUACCGAUAGCCAUGUUGGGUACUGCGAACGAGAUCCCAUCCGCAAAGACGAUAGCUCCAGAAGCUUCAAUGAAGUUAUGGAAUUGGCAAAGUCGGAAGAUGUCGAUAUGGUCCUGCUAGCCGGUGAUCUCUUUCAUGACAACAAGCCUUCUCGAAAGUCAAUGUAUCAGGUCAUGCGAUCAUUGCGGAAGAACUGCCUAGGAGACAAGCCUUGUGAGCUUGAGUUUCUCAGCGAUGCCAGCACUGUCUUCGAAGGGGCAUUCAACAAUGUCAACUACGAAGAUCCUGAUAUCAAUGUCGCUAUUCCGGUCUUCUCUAUCCAUGGAAAUCAUGAUGACCCUACGGGCGACGGACACUACUGCUCCUUAGAUCUUCUCCAAGCCUCCGGAUUCGUUAACUAUUUUGGUCGAAUUCCCGAAACUGAUAAGAUUGAGGUGAAGCCAGUUCUUCUGCAGAAGGGCAACACCAAGCUAGCCUUAUUUGGUAUAAGCAGCGUCAGAGACGAGAGACUAUUCCGAACAUUCAGGGAUGGGAAUGUCAAAUUCUUCAGACCAAGGAUGCAGCAGGAUGACUGGUUCAACCUGAUGGCUGUUCAUCAAAACCACACCGCGCACAACGAGACCGGGUAUCUUCCAGAAAAUGUACUUCCCGAUUAUAUGGAUCUUGUCAUCUGGGGCCAUGAGCAUGAGUGCCUCAUUGACCCACGGCUUAAUCCAGAGACGAUGUUUCAUGUAAUGCAACCUGGAUCUUCCGUGGCAACUUCCCUUAUUCCUGCCGAAGCUGUCACUAAGCACGUCGCUGUUGUCGAGGUUAACGGUAAGAAUUUUGUGAUGAAGAAGCACAGACUCAAGACGGUUAGACCCUUCAUUUACCGCGAGAUAGUCCUGGCAAACGAGGCUCGCUUCAAAAAGCUUGCCAAGGAAAAAGACAAUAGAACUGCAUUGACGGCGGAGCUGAUGAAAGUUGUUAACAAACUAAUCGAGGAAGCCAAAGCAGAAUGGCUUGAGUCACAGGGAGAUGAGGCGGAUGAAAUCAACGAAGAAGAUAUUCCACGACCCCUGAUCAGAUUGAAGGUUGAAGCUACGGCCCCAGAGGGUGGCAAAUUCGACACCGAAAACCCACAACGAUUCUCCAACAGAUUUAGUGACCGAGUAGCGAAUGUCAAUGAUGUGAUCACGUUCUACAAGAAAAAGGUUGCAACCAGGAGGAAUAAGAACGAUACAGAUAUGCCCGAGGAAUCGGUUCUAGCAGCCAUGGCAGGGAUCGACAACAUGAAAGUCGAAAAGUUUGUUCGAGAAUACUUAGCCGCUCAGUCGCUGAAGGUUCUCCCUCAAGCACUUUUUGGAGACGCCAUCAAGCAAUUUGUUGACAAACAAGACCACCACGCAAUGGAGUACUUCGUAAGAGACAGUCUCGCAGGACAGAUGCAGGAGUUGAUGUCGCGAGGAGCAGAUGAAGAAGGAGAUAUGGAUGGAAUUAUGGAAGAACACCGUGCCAAGAUGGAUGACGCUUUCAAAGCUGCAGGUGGAGUUUCGACGAAGCCAAAGAAGGCUCGAGGGAAGCUUCUUCCCCGCCGACGUUCCUGGGAUUCAGAUGUAGAUGGCGAAUGGGGAGAUAAUGCCAGUGCUUAUGGCUCACCCGACGACGAUGAAGUCCGCGCAAAGCCUGCUUCUAGACGUGGAAAGGCUGCCUUAAAAGGAAGUGACGAUGAUGCUUCGGUCGUCUCAGCACCUGCGACGAAGACACGAAAGGCCCCCGCGAAGAAGGCGCCUGCCAAAUCUCGCGCUCCCGCCAAGGCACCCGCUAAACCCACAGGAAGAGGGAAGAAGAAGGUUGCAGAGCCUAGCGAUGAUGAAGAUGAUGAUCUUGUCAUGAUGGAUGCUCCCCCACCUCCAAAGUCGAUGCCGAAGCGCGCCGCGGCAACAAAGGGACGACAGAGCACACUUAAUUUCUCACAAUCGCAAGCAAAACCCUCCACGGCACGAGAAUUAAGCGAUGAUGAAAUAUCUGAUGAGGACGAUGCAUUUGAGCCGGCGGUGAGCUCGUCGAGAAGAAGAUGA